This is a messenger RNA of Raphanus sativus (radish), 1137 nucleotides long. Its product is annotated as GDSL esterase/lipase At5g33370. The annotation marks the transcript as partial. The record is from RefSeq and is a predicted model, not a curated record. Gene Ontology annotation, molecular function: hydrolase activity, acting on ester bonds. The transcript has 5 exons. NCBI's taxonomy places the organism in Eukaryota, Viridiplantae, Streptophyta, Magnoliopsida, Brassicales, Brassicaceae.
AUUCCAGAUCUCAUCAGUGAGCAUUUGGGUCAAGCUUCUCCAUUGCCUUACCUGAGUCCUAUGCUCAAGAAAGACAAGCUCCUGAUUGGCGCCAACUUUGCUUCCGCUGGUAUUGGAAUCCUUAACGACACCGGUAUCCAGUUUCUGAACAUAAUUCGGAUCACGAAGCAGUUGGAGUACUUCGAGCAGUACAAAGUAAGGGUGAGUGGAUUGGUCGGAGAAGAAGAGAUGGAGCGGCUCGUUAACGGAGCACUGGUUCUAAUAACACUAGGAGGCAACGAUUUCGUCAACAACUACUACUUGGUCCCUUUCUCCGCAAGAUCUCGUCAAUUCUCUCUCCCCGACUACGUUGUCUAUGUCGUUUCUGAAUAUCGCAAAGUCUUACGGAAAAUGUACGAUUUGGGUGCUCGACGUGUCCUGGUGACUGGGACAGGGCCCAUGGGUUGCGUCCCGGCCGAGCUGGCUCAACGUAGCCGCAGUGGCGAGUGUUCUACGGAACUACAACGAGCCGCAUCGCUAUUCAACCCACAGCUUGUUCAGAUGAUCAACGACCUCAACAAUGAAGUUGGAUCUUCGGCCUUCAUUGCCGCUAAUACUCAACAAAUGCACAUGGACUUUAUCAGCGACCCACAAGCAUAUGGAUUCGUAACGUCGAAGGUGGCGUGUUGUGGACAAGGACCGUAUAAUGGGAUAGGACUAUGCACAGCGUUAUCAAAUCUCUGCCCAAACAGAGAUCUCUUCGCCUUUUGGGAUCCUUUUCAUCCAUCAGAGAAAGCUAGUAGAAUCAUUGCUCAACAAAUCCUCAACGGUUCUCCCGAGUACAUGCAUCCCAUGAACCUCAGCACUAUCCUCACCCUUGAUUCCACAACUUAAUCUUCUGUUCAUCUCUCCAAAUUCCCACUCUAUGUUCUCUUUUAAUUGUUUGAUUUUCUCUUUAAUUAUGUAUUCGACAUGGCUGCUUUAAAUAGUUUCCAUGAGUUAUGUUGUGUGUUUUGUCUUCUUUAUCAAUAAUUGAAUCGCCAAUUGUUACUUCAGAAGUAAUAUCUGUUUUCUAGCAUUCUUUCCAAUGUUCAUUUCCAUCUUUUCAUUUUUAUUUGUAAUCAAAUUAAAUGGUAACAGAUAUUUUCUUUUCUUUCU